UCCAGAAUAAAAAAUAACAUUAAAACAUCCAGAAUAAAAAAUAACAUUAAAACAUCCAGAAUAAAAAUAACAUUAAAACAUCCAGAAUAAAAAUAACAUUAAAACAUUCAGGAUUAAACCAGCACACGUGAUCAGAACUCAUCAAUCUACAACCAGCUGUGACUAAAUGUGUUUUCAUCGUUACUACACUGUAAAAAAUAAACAGUAAAUCUGGAAUUUCGCUUUAAAUGUUCAGAUUUUGUCCGCAAUAAAUAAAUCAUGUGGGAUUAAAACAGACUGAGUUUGCACAUCUGUAAAUAAAACAAACUCCUGUCGCCUUGGGUGAUGAGAUCCACCUCCAUUGUGUCGUCUGUGAACUUGACGAUGAUGUUUGAGGUGAGAGGAGCAGUGUAGGAAAAUCUUUUUCUCUCGAAGCGAGUGAAGAAAUGGUUCAGUUCCUCCACCAGGGAGGUGCCAGUGUUUACUUCCUGUUGACGUUACAGUCAGUAAGAUGCUGUAAACCCACCUCACCUGCCUCGGGUUGUUGUCAACCAAGUGAUUCUCCACCUUCCUUCUUCAUAAGUUGCGGGUUCAGGUGUCUUCAUCAGGGGUUUCCGGUGUUUAUAUAAUGUGUUUUCAGGAGUUUUCAGGUCUUUAUCAAGUGAUUCUGGUGUUUUUAGGUGUGUUUCUAGUGUUUUUGAGGUAUAUUUCAGGUGUCUUUAUCAGGUGUUUAUCAGGUGUUGCUGCUGAGCGUAAACACCUCAGACCGUUUACUCUCUGAAUAAUUGAGAGCCAACUGAUAUCAUGCUGCUCCUUCACCUGGACUGAAGCUCUGCCCCCUUUACACCUGACCACAUUAUAACUGCAACACAUGGUUCACACCUGAAGCAGACCAGCCACAACAUCUCAGCUGAUACGUCCAGAGUCUGACAGGACUUAAUAGAUCUCAGUGGACUUCAGUAGCUCUUGAAAGACCUCAGUAGACCUCAGUAGAUCUUAAAAGAUCUCAGUAGACUAUAGUAGACCUAAGUAGACCUCUGUAGAUCUCAGGAUGGCAUCCAUCGCGGCAGAGCUGGCGAGGAGGAAGGCCCGGCUGGAGGACGGUGCCGGCAGCAGGUCCAGCGCUGUUCCCUUCAACCAGCAGAACUUUGAGCAGCUGCAGCAGGACUGUCUGCAGAAUGGUUCUCUGUUCUGCGACCCGACGUUCCCGGCAUCCUGGGACUCUCUGGGAUACAACGAGCUGGGACGCUACUCGUCCAAAACCAUCGGCGUGGAGUGGAAACGGCCCACGGAGCUGUGUUCUGAUCCACGGUUCAUUGUUGACGGAGCAAAAAGAACCGACAUCUGUCAAGGAGAACUGGGUGACUGCUGGCUGCUGGCGGCCAUCGCUUCUCUGACUCUGGACCCUCAGAUCCUGAACCGAGUGGUUCCUCCUGGUCAGAGCUUCACCUCCCAGUAUGCUGGCAUCUUCCACUUCCAGCUGUGGCAGUUUGGUGAGUGGGUGGACGUGGUGGUGGACGACCGGCUGCCCUCCAGAGAUGGGAGGCUGAUGUUCGUCCACUCAGAGGAGGGAGCAGAGUUCUGGAGCGCGCUGCUGGAGAAGGCCUAUGCCAAACUCAACGGCUCCUAUGAAGCUCUGAGUGGAGGCUCCAGCAUCGAGGGCUUCGAGGACUUCACCGGCGGCAUCGCUGAGAGCUACGACCUACAGGAGGCGCCGCCGUUCCUCUUCAACAUCAUGAGGAAAGCCCUGAGGCUGGGCUCACUGCUCGGCUGCUCCAUCAAUAUCUCCAGCUCUCGUGAGACGGAGGCCAUCACGCCUCAGAAACUGGUCAAAGGCCACGCCUACUCCAUCACGGCGGCCGAGCAGGUCCAUCACCUGGGUUCUCCGGUGGAGCUGGUCCGGAUCAGGAACCCCUGGGGUCAGGUGGAGUGGACCGGCGCCUGGAGCGACAAUUCCCCUGAAUGGACCGGAGUCCAGCCAGAGGAGCGGCGGCGGCUUGACCGUCCUGCUGACGACGGAGAGUUCUGGAUCUCCUACCGAGACUUCCUGCGGCAGUUUUCUCACCUCGACAUCUGCAACCUGACGCCAGACACGCUGAGCAGCGACCACCUCCACCGCUGGAGCUACGGAGAGUUCGAAGGCGUGUGGAGGGUCGGUUCCACCGCCGGCGGCUGCAGGAACUACCCCGCCACAUUCUGCUCCAACCCUCAGUUCCUGAUCCGACUGCAGAACGUGGAUGACGAUCCUCAUGACGGCGAGGACGGCUGCACGGUUCUCAUUGGUCUCAUGCAGAAAGACGGUCGCAGAGAACGACGCUUUGGACGAGAACUCAACACCAUCGGGUUCUCCAUCUACCAGGUUCCUGAUCAGUACCGAGGUCACUCCAACGUCCGUCUGGGUCCAGAUGUUCUGCUGAGGUUGGCACCAGCGGCUCGCAGUCAGACUUUCAUCAACCUCAGGGAGGUCUGCGACCGAUUCAAGCUGCCACCUGGAGACUUCGUCAUCGUCCCGUCCACCUUCGAACCGCACCGCAGAGGAAGCUUCGUCCUCCGAGUGUUCACCGAGAAACACGCCCACAGCAGCCAGAUGGAGGAGGACGUGGACGCCAACAUCCAGGAGCCUGACAUUCGACAGGACGACGUGGAUCCUCACUUCAAACAUCUCUUUGCUCAGAUCUCUGGAAUAGGUUCCACGCUGACCUUCUGUCCUUCUGUUUCCUCAGGACUCGCAGAUCUCAGCCUCGAGCUGCAGAAGAUUCUGGACAAAGUGGUGAAGCAGAGAUCUGAUGUUCGAACUGAUGGUUUCAGUCUGCAAACCUGCCGCAACAUCAUCAGUCUGCUGGACGCAGAUGGCAGCUCCACUCUGGGUCUGCUGGAGUUCCACACACUGUGGAUCAAGAUCCAGAGAUACCUGGGGAUCUUCAAGAACCACGACUCGGAUGGUUCUGGUUCUAUGAGCAGCCAUGAGAUGAGAGCAGCUCUGGCUGAAGCUGGUUUCCAGGUGAACAGCGCCGUGAUCCAGGAGAUCGUUGGUCGAUACGCCGACAGGAGCUUUUCCAUCGACUUCGACUGUUUCAUCGGCUGUUUGAUCCGUCUGGAGAUGCUCUUCAAGAUGUUCCGGACUCUGGACAAGCAGAAGGGUUGGAUUCAGCUGGACCUGCAGCAGUGGCUCUGCCUCACUAUCAACUGACUGUCCUGGAGCAUGCUGGGAAAUUUACCUGCAACACCUGAGCUUAAUCUGGAGAUAAUCUGGACUUAAUUUUAAAUGAAUCUGGAGAUAAAUUGGAGUUACACUAGAUUUAAAUUAAACUGGAGUUAAUCUGGAGAGAGUCUAGACUUAAAACUGAAGUUAAACUGGAGUUCAACUGAACUUUACAUUUAGUUUUUCUGAUGUGAAUUUUAUGUUGCUCUGAAAUUAAUCUGAUGAUAGUCUGGAGUAAAACUAAAGUUAA
Molecule: messenger RNA, 3431 nt
Organism: Acanthochromis polyacanthus (spiny chromis)
Lineage: Eukaryota; Metazoa; Chordata; Actinopteri; Pomacentridae
Gene: capn8
Product: calpain 8
Biological process (GO): proteolysis
Cellular component (GO): cytoplasm
Molecular function (GO): calcium-dependent cysteine-type endopeptidase activity; calcium ion binding
Source: RefSeq, a predicted model, not a curated record